CUUGCUCACACCCUUCCAUCUUCUCAAUUUUCCUCCUCAUCUCACUCUUCCCCCUUUGUUAGCCUGCUGCAUCGCAAAAGACAUCUGCCAAUCUCUCUUGCUGAACUGUUUUGCUAUCGCAUCCCCCUUCCCCUCCUAAACCUAGAUGUCGACGGGCAAGAGAGGCACAAAGCGGGCGGGUGAAAUAUUCGGUGAGUAGAGCCUGUUGUCCUCGAGAAGAGGAGUGUGUAAUUGUGCUCUUUAGAUCAACAUGGUCUUCCAAGAAGACAGACAAAAGGGGAAGAGGCGGGGCUGACGGGGCUCCCUUUCAGUCCUUCUGCUCUAGCUUACUCUAUUACCCCUACGUGAUACAUUCACAUUUCCUUCACCCUUCUCCUUCUCUUUCUGUUUGAACUACAAUUCGGUGCAUGCGUGUUAUACCAUUGACCAAUGGCAAAAAUGCCUCACAUCAGUGAAACCCGAGAAUUGAUAUCUCUUGUUCUCAAUUUGAUAUUCAAAGGAUACAGUUGAUCUUAGCUGCCUUCUUUUGGCUCCGUUAAUGAAAAUCACGGUGUGGUUGAGAAUAAUGAUGCUUCAUUGGUUACUAUGUCUGAGGAAUUCCUGAACAACUGGGCAACGGCUUCAUUUCAGUCUGUUUGUCCCUCGGUUUAGACUCCCGCCUUCGUUAUCGGCGCGGAUGGUUAAACGGACGCAGCCAUCGCACUCGAAUUGAGUAUACUGUACAUUUAUACCAUUUGACGAGCCCUAACGGUCGCUCUACGUUUCAGACAGCAUCAGAUGUGCCAUGUCCAAGGAAUGCUGGAUGGGACGAAGCUGAUAAACCUCAGUCGUCCAUAUAGCAUCGCACAUGGCAAUAUAAAUCUGUACACUCAUACCACUCUGAUUGCGGUAUUUGACUGUAAUGGAGUGGGAUUAUCUCAACAGAAUGAUGGUGCUGACCCUUAUGAAUUCAAGUUACAGAUCUAGGGGUGUAGUCCUAUUCCAAGUGAUCAUAUAUUCCUGCCCUGGUGGACAUGGCCAUGCCAAAAUACAUGAAGGUUGAAAUCUGUGAAGUUGCUGUGGCUGCAAUUCAAACACUGAUACCUGCAAGCUCAAAUCAGCUGCUCUGCAAGCCUAGAGAAGCCCGGAUAUAAGAGUGCAACAUACACACAUCAAGAAAUCUUCAUUCUCAGUGCUGCCGGGUACUAAGAACAAACAAUAUCAUCUAGGGAGUUAGAGUCAGUGCAAAUCGUACAUUUCUUUUCCCUGAAGUAUUAAAGUCCAUAGUAUAUGUGCAUUCUUGUUGAGAUCUCUGUGAGUCGCUUCAUCAGAGGAUUGAAUGAUGGAGUGAGAAGCCAAAAAACAGAUAGCACAAAAGCCAGAGACAUAAUUUCUGGAGCAACAAGGAGAGCUGAUGAGAGGUAAAGCUGGGAGAGAAGUUUCUAAUGAAAUACAAGCUACAAGCUGUGUAAAGUGAGCUCAAGUUCACGGGCUUUCACAGAAACACCUAGCAGGUGCGGUUCCAUUCUGUGGGCUGUGAGGUAGUUAUCCACCUGUUGUUUGGCGAAGCCAUACUCAUGCUUUCUAUUCAAAUCACAGAGUCAUUCUCAAUAAAUGUCCUUUACCCUUCUCCAAGUGCAUUCUAUGACAGAGCCAUUGGUCAGGCAGCGCACACUCCGCUUCGCCGUUAGCCGCCCCUAUUGACAGGAAUUUUCCGCAGGGUCCCAUAUACCUUCCGCAAUUUCCUGGUCCUCAGUUGUUAGUGCUUCAUUCUUCCCACAGAGUUACUUGCAUAAAAUGCCUUGGGUUUAACCCCUACUUGAUGUGAGGAAGUGGCAUUUUAGUAUACACUUCGCGAGCUCAUUGCAUCGGAAGCACCUAAACAGCACGCCCCGGCGGAACUACGGGCCAACGGUUAAACUAUGAAAGGCAAGACUGGGUGACUAUAAAUUUUUCUCCAUUGACAGAACCUUUAUCCCAUAACACCGAAGGAAAAAUACCGACAGUUCACUGCUUUUUCUAGAUAUACACACAAGGCUCUAUGAUAGGUAGAAGGGGUGGGAAUAGUUCCACGCAUCUAUUCCCCCAUGAUUUCCUCACCAAUAGGCUCAAUCAAGAUACAUACAGUAGCCCCCUUGUCGGAUACACGGGAAACACAGCUUGCAGACCAUGAUGUCCAUUCACUUGAUUUGUUCACAUCAGGGGAAUUGGUACUUUGGCACUUUUUUGGCAGUGUGUUGGUCCUCUGCGACUGCAACAAUUGUGGAUAUAUCAGCACCUGCCUCGGUGUUCACCAUUCGCUUAGUUACCAUAAUAACCGCCCCUUCGCUAUUAUAUGACCGUGCAAUACCGUCAUUCCCAACAUGUUUAAGGCUCUUUGGGUCAGUCUUCAGUUUAAAAUUGAUACUGGUUGCUUUUUCAUCCCAUUCUCAAAUAGUCAGGUUCGCCUAUUCCAACAUGUGUCCAGGCGGGUUUCCGACGGGUAUAGUAAAUGCUUAUAUGUGGCCUGUUGAGCAUCAAGUGGAGGAGCUGGUUGCAGCCACUGCAGUAGCUACGUUGAGGUACGUAACCAGAGGUAGAAGCUACAUGAAGGAUAAAACAAAUCGCUGGUGUUCUCUAAUAGGCAUCAACUUCCCGCGGCGGGCCGGUUACAUACAUCUACGCCAGCUAAAUCUACUCGUUAUCGAUGAAUAUUACCUAAACCAGCUCCAAGGGAAGGGUAUGGUACUCGACACAAUUCAUAAAAUCCAUAAAUAGUGCUAGUAUUCGCACCGACUCUUUUGGCCGUUAUUUCCUUUUCUCCACAUCACAGCUGGCAAUUCACGUCUAGCAGGAGAGGUUAGCCAAUCAUUUGCUGGCGCUAGGCGGCAAAUUAGGCGCUUCCACACGUGGCCGCGCGAGUCGUGCCGCCCCACUGACAGAGCUCUGUUUACUGAGGUGUUGCUAUAGGCGAUGGAACCCUCCUGGACCAAAUGAUAGUACAGUCUACCCUAAACCCAACGAAUUUAAGACCUCGUUUUAUAAAUAAGAACUCCACUCGUUUUAGCGAAGUAGCUUGUCAAAGAACUGCGCCGGGGGGCCGUUCCAUAACCAACACGAGACGGAUAUGCCCCGCAAUCUCUCCACAAACAGUCAUCCAAGUUUACAUCUACAUCGCGAAGAGAGAGUCAGUCGCAUUGCUAACCACGAUUCCUUGAAAACUUAACCCUCAGAGAGCCGUACCAUCUCCCCAAACCUUUCAACCCAAUUCCCUGUGUCCGUCCCCGGCUACCUAUGGCAGACCAUUCCUCGCAAUCAAUAAGCCCGAUUCCGACUUUCUACUGUUGUUACCUUCUCCGCUCGACUGUUCGACACGCUAGUCUCUAUAUUGGCUCAACCCCAGACCCAAGUCGGCGCUUAGCCCAGCAUAAUGGAGACAAGACCGGCGGCGCUAAACGGACAUCGAGGGAGAAGCUGAGGCCUUGGGAGAUGGUGGUCAUUGUAAGUGGGUUCAUGAACAGAGUGGGUGCAUUACAGUUUGAGUGGGCGUGGCAACACACACAAGGUUCCCGCCAUGUCGAAGUCGAAAGGGGCGGGAACGAGGAGCCGGGCUUAAGGAUAUGUCCCCGGACGGGAAAAGAGGUCAAGACCAGGGGGAAACCUCGCUCCUCGCUACGGAAUAUUUUGGCGAAUCUACAUAUUUUACUACAGUCGCCGUAUUUUUCGGAAUGGCCCUUGGAGGUGCAGUUUUUCUCAGAAGAUGUGUAUCGCGCGUGGCAGGAUUGGUCGCAGCGCGCGGAUGGUUUACUAGAUGAUAGAAUCAAGGUGAUAACGGCUUUUGGUUCUGAGCAGGCGUGCGAUGUCGAAAGGAAGGAACAUCUUGGAAGCGCGGGAAGAAUUGGAGCACUGGAUGUCGGUUACGACCAUCUUGCGAAGUAUGUGGAGAAAUCGUUAUUUUUACUUGAGUCUGAGGAACAGAUCGAUUGCGGUGUAUGCAAGCAGAGGUUGGAUUCACAACAUGAUAUGAUUGCAAUAUGUUCACACAAUCUGUGCCGCUGCGCUUCCCACCUUCUAUGUUUGGCGUCACAUUUCUUGGGGGCAGCAGGUUUUGGUGAAAAGUUGGUACCAAGAGAAGGGACGUGUCCCGCGUGCCGCAACCAAUUGGAAUGGCCAAUCCUCAUGAAAGAAAUUACAUUGCGGUUCCGUGGCCAAGAGGAGAUAAAACGGUUAGUGAGACGAAGACGGCGGGCUGAGGGCACGCGGAAAGCAAAAAAAAAUUUGAACAGCGUCAACUUGUACUCGGAAGAAGAUACAAGCGAUGCCCCAAUAUCAUGCACAAAAUUUGGAAGCAUUGGAUUUCUGAACCAUACAUAUCCCUGUGCGGAUGACAGCAAGAUUGGAGAGCUAGGGAGCAGUAUUGACAGCGCAAACAGCACAAACUCAGACAGUGACUCUGUGAGAACAAUCACGCCUCAGAUUGAGCUCUAUAGCCGACGGAAACCAUCUACGAAGGCGAACUGCUCGGGUUCAUAUACAAAUAAAUCCGACUGGGACAAUGCUGAAAUUAUCGAAUGACAACCGACGAGAGAGGGCGUUCUCUCAGGGGAUAUAUAUCAUGAUUGAGUGUUCGCUGGCUUUAAUAAAGGUCCAAAUUUUCUCAGCGAUCUGAUGCCGCAGACAUUUUCAACAGCUUUCCUUGCUGUCUCUAUAACGUCCAGCGCAACCUCCCGCUCCGUCCGACCCGCGUCGAUGAUGUGCACAUUGUCGGGGUCCUCUCUAGCGAUAAGCGUCUGAAAUAGCUGGCGUAUUCGGCUCUGAAAGGUGUCGUUCUCAUAUCUUUCUAGUCCAUAGCCACCGCGCUUUGCGGCUUCCUCUGGCGAUAUGUUCAGGAAAAGCCAUAUAUCUGGCUGCGGCAAACCGAUCUCUGGUUGCCAAGCCCAAUCUAGUGACAGUCCAGGGAUAUCUUUGGCUGCAGAAUAGACAACUCCGGAGUAGGAGUAGCGAUCGAUAAUGACAGUAAUGCCAUUUGAUAUAUCUUGCUGUAUUUCCGUAGCUGCCUCCCAUCUAUUGGCGGAGAACAGAAGGUGAAUAGCAUGAUCGUCCAGAUGUGUGUUUCCCAUCAAAUACGCGUUGAUCAUCUUCCCUAUCUCAGUAGUUCUAUCUACAAUCGCUCGUUAGCAUCGGCAUGGAUAUGAUAGAGCAUCUGGUGGCACAUGAGCAAGUAAAUACCUGGAAAACGACGGUACUUGACCUCAUGUCCGUCUUCUUGGAGAGUCUUCUGUAAAAUUGCACAUUGAGUAGAUUUGCCGGCACGGUCCAACCCUUCCACCACAAUGAGAGCCCCCCUCUGCCCUUCAUUGGUUCCCUGUACUGCUUUCAUAAUACACCAGAUAUAUUUCCCGAAUCAAUUGUUUGUUGCUGUUGAAAGGCGGGCGGAGUGGACUUUCUUGGCGCGGUCAUGUGCUUGUUUGGGUCGUGACAAGUUUCUGAUAGUUGCUUUGGCUGCUGCAGUCAUGUGUCUCACAUUCUAUAAGAUCUUUAUAAUCUGUAGAAAAAUCAACAUUCUUAUCUAUCUAGUGAGGUUUUCAGAUAAUCAACCUCUAGUUAUUUGGGGGUGGCGUACCGUACGGGAAUAUUUUAAACUGGGUUUGGGUUAGUGAUAUCUUGGCAUCUUAGGGGUGGCAGUACAGUA
Blastomyces gilchristii SLH14081 is the source of this 5650-nucleotide messenger RNA. RefSeq names its product structure-specific endonuclease subunit SLX1. The transcript is spliced from 3 exons. The coding region runs from base 3253 to 4533 and encodes 426 amino acids. Lineage: Eukaryota; Fungi; Ascomycota; Eurotiomycetes; Onygenales; Ajellomycetaceae. Gene Ontology annotation, molecular function: crossover junction DNA endonuclease activity; 5'-flap endonuclease activity. Gene Ontology annotation, cellular component: Slx1-Slx4 complex. The record is from RefSeq and is a predicted model, not a curated record. Gene Ontology annotation, biological process: double-strand break repair via homologous recombination.